AUGGGAAGAUGGGAAGAUGGAAUUAAAAGCGCCCUGGGCACUGAGCCUCAGCUCAUACGGAACGCGGGCUACCCAGCUGAAAGGCAUCACGCGAGGACUGCCGACGGUUACGUGCUGCAGAUGCACAGGAUACGGGCCGGUGGACGCGCCAAGGGUGCCCGUGACACCAAAGCCAAGAGGGCUGUGCUGCUAGUCCAUGGCCUGUUCGGCUGCAGCAGUAACUUUGUCAUCAUGGGACCGGACAGGAGUUUGGGGUACAUUCUGGCGGACGCUGGAUACGAUGUUUGGUUGGGAAAUCUCCGAGGAAAUUUACACACUACGCAUCGGAAUCUAACCAGGGACAACCCUAAGUUUUGGGACUACAGUUUCCACGAGCACGGUAAAUACGACGUGCCGGCGCUAAUCGAUGAGGUCCUGUCCGUCACCGGUCUACCGCGGCUGCUGUAUAUCGGCCACUCGAUGGGCACCACCAGCUUCUUCGCGGCCAUGUCCCUAAGGCCGGAGUAUAAUAAGAAAGUGCUGGCGGCCGUGGCCCUCGCACCGGCGGUGUACUUGGACAACAUGAAGCCAUUGGCCGAAAUGCUGAUAAAGAGGAUUGAGUUGAGCAAGUUGAUGCGAUCGCACGGAAUCAUAUCUGCGUCGCUGCAGCCCGAGCUGCAGGAUCUCGUGAUUUCGAGCCUCUGCUCUUCGAAAGACUUGAGGAACAACAUCUGCGUCCAACUGCUGCAGGACAUCGCCGGAGAGGACUACGAGCAAACAGACCCGGAAGUCAUGAUGGAACUGAUGAGCAGACUUCAGCCCGCGUCUUGGCGGCAGUUGGAGCACUUUGGCAAAAUCGCACUGACCAGUGUGUUCACGUCGUGGGGAGACGGGGUUAAUGGCAUGCCGAGACCCUACAAUCUGACCAGCGUGAGAGUACCAGUUCUGUUACUUUACGGUGAGAAUGACCGGCUGACGGAGAAAUCUCAAGUGAUGCGCCUAGCCGAGGAGCUACAGGGAACCGGUAUGCUGGAGGCCGUUCGCCCGGGCUGCACCUGGCCGAAGUUCAACCACGUGGACUUCAUAUUCGCGAAGGACCUCGGCACCCUACUGAACAGGCCUCUACUGAAGCACAUCGACAGGCUGUUCAAGAAAUAUUCCGCGCCG
Molecule: messenger RNA, 1146 nt
Organism: Iphiclides podalirius (scarce swallowtail)
Lineage: Eukaryota; Metazoa; Arthropoda; Insecta; Lepidoptera; Papilionidae
Source: the annotation of a GenBank genome assembly